This is a messenger RNA of Raphanus sativus (radish), 692 nucleotides long. RefSeq names its product putative RING-H2 finger protein ATL69. Bases 234 to 503 code for a protein of 89 amino acids. The transcript has a single exon. The record is from RefSeq and is a predicted model, not a curated record. NCBI's taxonomy places the organism in Eukaryota, Viridiplantae, Streptophyta, Magnoliopsida, Brassicales, Brassicaceae.
GGAUACGUAGAGAGAAAGGAGAUUAAAGGAUAUAUAACAAAAGAAGGUGAGAAGUAAGGGUCUUGGUGUUGGUGUGUGAACAUAGAGAAAAGGUGUUUCUAACGUACAUUUUAAUCCAUAAAAGAGGAUAGGCAUUGCACAUCACGCAACAGUGACCAACCUCCUUGUUUUUGUUCUUCUCUCACGACACACAUAAAUUGAUCACACGAAGGUGGAGAGAAUCCAAAACGAAGAUGGGUCUUGACAAGUGGCUGGCUUUGCUGUACCCAAGAGUAGUGCAGGGAGGAAGGAGAGAAAAGGAGUGUUGCAGUGUGUGUUUGAUGAGAAUGGAGGAAGAGGAUGUGAUCAAGUCCUUGCCUUGUUCCCAUGAGUUUCAUAGUCUCUGCGUUGACACGUGGUUCGAUGUCAGCCGCAAGAUUUGCUGUCCACUCUGCCGGUUUUCACCUGCUACCAUCCUCCUCACCGAUGAAUUGUUCCUCUGGUUCUCUUCUUUUCAUUUCUGAUUGUAUUCCUGCUUUUAUGGGGAUCAAACAAAACACCCUUUUCUCCUGUAUUGUUGCUAUAAACUCUCUUGUAGUACUAGUUUUUUUUUUUUUGCUUUCAAGAGGGGAAUGUAUAAGAAUGUUUGAUCCCCUUUCUGUAAAAAAAGAUACCAAACAAAGCUUCGACCAUGUUAUUCUAUUGCUUAUGCA